AGAUAUCCGGGACACCAAAAAUGACUGCAGCAAUCGUGAUGGGAGUCUGUGGCUGUGGAAAGACUGUUGUAGCACAAGCCCUAGCAUUUGAGGCUAAAGGAGAAUUUGUUGAUGCAGACGAUGUUCAUCCGAAAGAAAAUGUAGCCAAAAUGACAUCCGGAGAAGCUCUUACAGAUGAGGAUAGGUUGCCGUGGCUGAUGAAACUUCAUGAGCAGCUUGCUGUAUGGAUCAGGAAGAGACAGUUUGGUGUUUUGGCUUGUUCUGCACUGAAAAAAGCUUACAGAAAUAUUCUUCGAUUCGGUUCAACAAGUGGCAGUCAUUUAAGAAACGAGUCAUCACUGCCAGUAGUUUUUGUGCAUCUCAAGGGAUCUUAUGAAUUAAUUAGCUGCAGGAUGUCACAGCGAACAGAUCAUUACAUGCCAGCAAGCUUGCUAAGAUCUCAGUUUGACAUCCUAGAGGAACCCGGAGAGGAUGAACCUACAAUAACUGUGUCUAUUGAAGAUCCAGUUAAUGUUAUCAUUCACACUAUACUCAAGGAGCUGGGUGACUGUGGAUUUUCCAUAUUAGCUGAUUUCAAAUGCACACCAUGA
Molecule: messenger RNA, 590 nt
Organism: Corticium candelabrum
Lineage: Eukaryota; Metazoa; Porifera; Homoscleromorpha; Homosclerophorida; Plakinidae
Product: probable gluconokinase
Exons: 5
Coding region: 21-590 (189 amino acids)
Cellular component (GO): cytoplasm
Molecular function (GO): gluconokinase activity
Source: RefSeq, a predicted model, not a curated record